Colletotrichum orchidophilum is the source of this 3693-nucleotide messenger RNA. Its product is annotated as male sterility protein. The coding region runs from base 1 to 3693 and encodes 1230 amino acids. Gene Ontology annotation, molecular function: kinase activity; phosphopantetheine binding. The transcript has 3 exons. Gene Ontology annotation, biological process: carbohydrate metabolic process. Lineage: Eukaryota; Fungi; Ascomycota; Sordariomycetes; Glomerellales; Glomerellaceae. The record is from RefSeq and is a predicted model, not a curated record.
AUGAGUCCUCCCUCAGUAUACGGUCCCACGAGUGCAACGCUCCCGAGCUCCAGCUUGGACGCGAAUCCCCUCGUUGACUCUGCCGCCGUGCAUGGCCUGGAUGAUGAUGAUUCUACUCUCAAGACUGUGGACGAGCUGGUCCGCCGGCGCGCCCGGGCUUAUCCUGACAAAGUCGUUGUGUCUUACCCCUCGUCGGGUAUCACAUACAUCGACUACACCAUGAGGCAGCUCGACGUCUUUGCGUACCGCGUUGCCAAGUUUUACGAGCAGCGCAUCCCCAGCCGCCUUACCUCGGAUGAGAAGCCCACAACAGUGGCCGUCCUCGGCCCUUCCAACUUUGACUACCUCGUCACUAUGCUGGCCUUAACUAAGCUGGGCCAUACGACGCUCUUCUUGUCAACGAGAAUCUCACAGGAGGCAAUCGAAUCUCUAAUUAGCGUCACCGGUGCCAAGUUCCUACUGGCAGACAAGAGGUAUCUCGAGACAGCCGAGGGUGCCAGGCAGACUCUGCCUCAUCUUGACAUCUUUGAGAUUGCCGCCCAGCCGAAGUUUGACUUCCCCAUCAAAGUCCACGCUGAUACCUGUCUGGAUUAUGGCCGCGACCUCUCAAUUGAGACCAACAACCUCAUCUACAUCAUUCAUUCCAGUGGCUCGACUGGCUUGCCCAAGCCCAUUUACCAGACGCAAAAGUCGGCCAUUCACAACUACUCAAACACCAUGAAUAUGAAGGCAUUCAUCACGCUGCCUUUGUAUCACAACCACGGCAUCUGCAACCUGUACCGUGCUAUCUACUGCGGAAAACCAAUCCACCUGUACAACGCGGAUCUCCCGUUGACCAGGGAGCACCUCACCAGCAUCAUGCGCAAGCACACCUUUGAAAUCUUUUACGGCGUGCCAUACGCACUGAAGCUCCUCGCAGAGACAGACGAGGGCAUGAACCUGCUCCGCCAGCUCAAGAUCGUCAUGUACGGCGGCUCCGCCUGCCCCGACGACCUCGGCGACACGCUCGUCAACAACGGCGUCAACCUGGUCGGCCACUACGGGGCAACCGAGGUCGGGCAGCUGAUGACGUCCUUCCGACCGCCCAACGACAAGGUCUGGAACUACGUCCGCGAGCACGAGAAGCUCACACCGUACCUCAACUGGAUUCCCCGCGGCCCGAACCUGUUCGAGUGCUGCGUCCUGCCCGGCUGGCCCGCAAAGGUCGCCACGAACCAGGAGGACGGGUCGUACUGCACGAAGGAUCUGUUCGAGCCUCACCCGACGAUCCCCAAAGCGUGGAAAUACAUUGCCAGACUCGACGACACCAUUACGCUCGUCAAUGGCGAAAAGUUCAACCCCGUCCACACGGAGGGCACGAUUCGCUCCAAUAAGAACAUCACCGAGUGCGUCAUCUUUGGAGUGGGCCGCCCGUCUCUCGGUGCUCUCAUCGUUCCGGCCGCGGCCUUGGCCGGCAAGACCGACGAUGAGGUCCUCGAGAUUGUGUGGCCAGUUGUUGAGAGCGCGAGCAAGUCCGUCGAGGCCUAUGCCCGCGUCUCCAAGAACAUGAUCAAGCUUCUUCCGUACGACUGCGCGUACCCCCGGACCGACAAGGGCAGCGUCAUUCGCCAGGCCUUUUACAAGCGAUACGCCAAGGACAUUGACGAGAUUUAUGACAACGCGGACGCAGCCAGUGGCGAACUAAAGAAGUUCAGCGUUCCGGAGCUCCAGGACUUUAUCCGCCACGGUCUCGUCCAGACGCUCUCCAAGAAGGUCCAGCUGGAUGACGAUACCGACUUCUUCUCACUGGGUCUCGAUUCCCUGCAGGCUAUCCAGAUGCGUUCUGAUAUCCUCAAGACAAUUGAUAUUGGCGUUCACAAGCUCGGGCAGACUGUCGUGUUCGAUCACCCCUCCAUCAACAAGCUGAGCGCUUACCUCUACAGCCUUGGCACUGGAGAGGGCAUUCAGGCCAAUGCUCCCGUCGAGAGCGAGAUGCAAGACCUCAUUGACAAGUACAGCAACUUCGGUCCUACCGAGUCGGCUCUUAGAUCAUCUGUUGCCGUCACCGGCGCAACUGGCUCCCUGGGUGCCCAUAUUGUCACGAAGCUUGCAGCCGACCCGAACAUUAAGGCCAUCUAUUGUCUCACUCGCGCCAGCUCCGACGCCGACGCAGCCCGUCGCGUCAAGAGCUCCCUCAUCCGGCGUAGACUUUACCACUCGCUGCCGGCUUCAUCCCGCAGAAAGCUGGUCGCGCUGGCCACCGACCUCGCCGACUCCAAGCUCGGCCUCUCCGAGGAAGCGUACCGCCAGGUCAAGAAGGAUCUCCGCCUUGUCAUCCACGCCGCGUGGUCCGUCAACUUCAACAUGCGCCUCUCGAGUUUCGAACAGGGCAACAUUGCGGGCGUCAACCAUCUCAUCGCCCUGUGCAAGGCAGCCGGCGACGUCGAGACCGGAGCUUCAACCCCCGCCUCUUUCAACUUCUGCUCGUCUGUGAGCACCGUCGCGCGCGCUACGACGCUUCCCGUCCCCGAGUCCGUCCCCGAUCUGGCGUGGGCUCAGGGUAUGGGUUAUGCCCAAUCCAAGGUCGUCGCCGAGCACAUCUGCGCCAAGGCAACCAAGGCCGGAAUCAGGUCCCGCGUCCUGCGCAUCGGCCAGAUUGUCGCAGACACCCAACACGGCGUCUGGAACGCGACGGAAGCCAUCCCCCUCAUGCUCCAGACAGCCAUCACCGUCGGAGCCCUCCCCAAGCUCCAGGAGACCCCUUCGUGGCUGCCCGUAGACACCGUCGCGCAGGGCGUCAUCGACAUCUCCCUCUCCGACGCCGACGGCGUCUUCGCCAAUGUCGCGAACCCCAAGAUGUUCAGCUGGACCGACGAUCUCCUUCCCGCCCUCAAGGCCGCGGGCCUGGAGUUUGAAGAAGUCGAGCCCAAGGAGUGGAUCCGGCGCCUGCGCGUCUCGAACCCAGAUCCCGCCGUCAACCCUCCCAUCAAGCUCGUCCACUUCUUCGCGUCCAAAUACGACAAGGACGAAUUCUCGCCGUCCAAGACAUAUGUCACCGACAACGCCUGCUCCCUCUCGCCCGCGCUCGCUCAGGCGCCCGUGUUGGACCAGCAGCUGGUCGAUAACUUUGUCAAGUACUUCAAGGCCAACCACUGGGUGAAGAAUAGCCAGGGAUCCGCCAAGACGGUCGUCAUGGUCGCAGGCCCCUGUGGCAGCGGCAAGUCUACGCUCGCUGCCUCGCUGGCCUCCUCGCUCAAGGCACCCUUCAUCGAGGGCGAUUCCCUGCACUCCAAAGCGUCCGUCGAGAAGAUGGGCCGCAACGUCGCCUUGACCGACGGGGAUCGGUCUUUGUGGCUUCGCCGCAUCGGCAUAAGAGCCUCCGAAGCCCUCGAGGAUCUUGGCUACGAUUCCGUCGUCGUCAGCUGCUCGGCUCUGAGGAAAUCGUAUCGUGAUACGCUGAGAAGCGUCUUUGCCGAGCAGGACGGCGUCAGGGUUGUGUUCCUUGACCUUCAGGCCAGCCCGGAAACCCUUGUUCAAAGAAUGGAUGAGCGCAAGGGUCACUACAUGCUGGCAAGUAUGGUGGAGGGACAGGUUGAGGUGCAUGAGGCUGCCGGUGUUGCGGAGUUGGAUGUUCUCCCCGUUGAGGCUGAGGGCAAGCCGGAAGAUGUGUUUGAAGACGCCAAGUGGUUACUUGAGCAAUUUGGAUUGAACUAA